This is a messenger RNA of Telopea speciosissima, 2502 nucleotides long. RefSeq lists its product as uncharacterized. The coding region runs from base 1 to 2502 and encodes 833 amino acids. The record is from RefSeq and is a predicted model, not a curated record. The transcript has 3 exons. Lineage: Eukaryota; Viridiplantae; Streptophyta; Magnoliopsida; Proteales; Proteaceae. Gene Ontology annotation, molecular function: nucleic acid binding; RNA-DNA hybrid ribonuclease activity.
AUGGGAUCACCACAGAUUGUGUGCUCUUCUUUUGAUCUUCCUAUAGAUCGCUCCCUUGAUGUUAGUGAAUGUGCAUUGCUUUCCAAGGAGUUUAGUAGGAAGGAGACUAAGGGGGUGGUUUUCUCAGCUGAUGAUGACAGUACCCUUGGAACGGAUGGCUUUGGUGUUUAUUUUUUCAAGAAGACUUGGAGCAUUAUUGGUGAUGAUAUCUGUAGGGCAAUUUGGGAUUUUUUUGAUAACCUCAAUCUUCUGGAUCAGCUUAAACUCUCUAGACUGACGCUGGUGCCGAAAGGUGUGACACAGAGCACUUUUAGUGAUUUCCGCCCUAUUGUUGUGAGUUCCCUUGUUUACCGUUUUAUUUUUAAGUUGUUGGCUAAUAGAAUGAAGCUAGUGAUUAAUAAAUUGGUUGAUUAUAAUCAAUCAGCCUUUGUGGAGGGGAGAUACAUAGCUGAAAAUGUACUCUUGUGUCAAGAGCUCUUGAAUGGCUAUCACAUUAGUGCAGAUGAUCUUUUUGUUUUUGGUAAAGCUACUGUAGCUAAUGCCAAUGAGCUGGUGCGGCUUUUAUCUGACUUUUCAAAGCAGUCUGGUCUUACUGUUAAUAGUGGGAAGUCCUCUAUCUUGUUUGCAAAUACACCCCUUGAGGUGCAGGUUUUUUUUGAGAGUGCUACAGGGAUUGCUGCUGGGUCACUCCCGAUCCGUUAUUUGGGUGUACCACUUGCCUCUAAGCGGCUUAAGAGUUCUCAUUUUUUGGGGUUGAUUACUAAAGUACAGGACAAAAUUGGAUCCUGGUCAUCCAAGUUUCUCUCUUUUGCUGGACGGCCAGCCCUCAUUCAGUCUGUUCUUAUGGGUACCAUCAAUUAUUGGCUCAGUGUUUUUAGACUUCCAUGUGGGACUAUCGCUACUUUGGAGAAGAUGAUGGCCAAGUUCCUUUGGAAGGGUUGUUCAGAUGUGGGCUCCUACAAGGUCUCUUGGUUGGCUGCAUGCUGUCCGAAAGACGAGGGUGGUUUGGGGUGGUUGAGACGACAUUCUAUUUGGUCCCUCCCUGUUCCAGCUUUGUGUUCUUCUACAUUUCGUGAAAUUCUUCAUACACGAGAUGUUGCAGUUGGAUGUGUCCGACAUCUGAUCAAGGAUAGUGAUGGUACUCUUGUUUGGGCUGAUCCGUGGCUGCCGGCUGGCCCACUAGGUGUGCAGUGUAUUCUGUUGGCUGAGGCUCUUGGCCGAAGUCUUUUUGAUCGUGUUGGCAUGCUCUUGGUUAGUGGGAAUUCUUGGGUGAACCCGAAUGAUGACCCUGUGAUAUCUAAUCGGUGGGAGGAGAUAGUUGGUACCAAGGUACAUUCGCAUCUUCAAGAGGAUUUAGUGAUCUGGACUCCAUCAGCUAAUGGUUUGUUUACCCUUCGAUCUGCAUGGGAUGCAGUCCGCACUAGGAGUGACAAGUUGGCAUGGUGUAAUUUGGUAUGGUUCCCUUCUUCUCAACCUCGUUUCUCCUUCAUUACUUGGUUGGCAUGCUUGGGUAGGUUGACGACUCGAUGGCUGCUUGCGCAAUGGGGUAUGUUGGUGGACACUUCUUGUGUCUUAUGCCGGAAUGGGGUGGAUUGUUUGGAUCAUCUCCUAUUCCAAUGUGCUUUCUCGGCUGUUGUUUGGAAGGACAUUCUUAGUUUGAAUGGUUUCAGGAGAGAACCUAUGUGUUCAUGGCAGGAGGAACUUCAGUGGUUAGGCACACAUUCUUCAGGUGAUUCCAUUCCUAGCAGGAUCAGGCGCUUCAGCUUUACUUCCACAGUUUACAGGCUGUGGCAGGAGAGGAAUUCACGGCUUUUUUCAAGUUGCAGCAAUUAUGAGAAGUCAGUAAUUCAACGUAUUAUUACAGAUACUCAAGGUGCAUUCUCAAAUUGCCCCAAGGUGUGUAUGGACAGCAUGUGGAACCGGUCCUUUUUUCGUGAUUGGGGUAUUAAUGUUUCUUUGGUUCACCCAAAAGUGAGUUAUCAUGUCUGGUCGCCUCCUCCCCUUGGUUGGGUUGCUAUCAACUGUGAUGGAUCGGUUAAGCAAGAUCGUGGGGGUUAUGAUGCAAUUGGGCGGGAUCAUUUAGGGAACCCUUUGUUUGCUAUUGCUGGUGGUGCGCGUGAGGUUAGCAUCGUCCAUAUGGAACUGCAAGCCAUUAAAAUAGGUCUUUUAAAGGCCAGCAGCUCCAAUCUUUCCCGGGUGCAGGUGCGGUCAGACUCCAUUUUGGCCAUUAAGAUGAUUGUGGGUACCUUUGCUUUGUCAUGGGAAGUUAGGUGGCUGAUAGAGAACAUCAGAAUAUUGCACGAAUCUUUUGUUAGUUGUUCGUUUGCUCAUCAGGUUCGUGAGGCAAAUUCGUGCGCAGACUACUUAGCAGGCUUGGUGGACACUUGUGUUGAGUUUUCUUUUUCUAUGGACUCUCUCACUUCUGCACUUUCUGUUAUGAUACAGAAUGAUGCUCGGGGAAAGAAGUAUCCCAAUUGUAAUCAGUUUAUUUCAGUAAUAUAA